GCAGUCUGAUCUCGACUCGGUCUCGGCAUUCAGUAGCGCUUCUCCAGCCGCUCAGUUCAGUUCAGCUCGCGACCCUCGAAAGACCUGUAGACAACAUAGCCGCCGCACAAUAUACUAGUAUGUCAUACAAUACCUGAACGGAACUGCGCACAAAGAUAUAGUAAACACCGGAUCGGGUUUCGUGCGCCUUAGAAGAAUUCCGUAUUCCGCGAGAGAGCUGCGCUUCGUUUAGGCCCCCAAUUGACCUGAUUUCGGUUGGAUUUUAAUUUGAUUUUGCGCAUUCUGGCAACGCGGAAACAUUAUGCAAGACACCGCGCGUGUGUGACCGUGUGCAACAAGUGCAGCCAGUGAGAAUCGCAAGAAUACAUAAGUCAUACAUCAAAAUGCCAGCGAAACGCAGCAGAACACUCCGGCAAUCCGGAUCCGCGCUACUGGCCCUGCUGGCGCUCAUUUUCUUAAUGAACAUAUCCUGCACGAGCGGCGCCCGCGAUCACAGGCGACAGACCAACCUGGAGGCCAAAGUGGGCUCCCACGUGGUCUUCAACUGCUACAUCGACUUCCCCUUCGAUGCGCCCAUUCCCUACUUGGUGCACUGGAGCAAGGACAGCAAGAAAAUCUUCACCUGGUACGAGCAGGAGACCUCCACCAAUGAGCUAUUUAAUGGCCGAUUGCACCUGGUCGAAAACCAUCCGGAGUUUGGACGCGCCUCCGUGAAUCUGACCGCCAUCCGGGAAUCGGACCAGGGCUGGUACCACUGCCAAGUUAGCUUCCCCAAUCGCUCGCCCUCGGUCCGCAACAACGGCACGGCCUACCACCUGGCGGUCCAGGGUGGCUCGCUCAUCCGCAUUCCGCCGGUGAAUCAGACCAUCCAGGAGGGACAGACCGCCUUCUUUCACUGCGUGAUGAAGUAUCCGGACAACUCGCAGGCCUCCUGGUACAAGGACGGCGUGCUGCUGCAGGAGGUGCAGGAUCUGGUGCGCAGAUCCUACAUGGGUCCCGAUGGCAGCCUCAGCAUCGAUCCCACCAUGAUGAGCGACCUGGGCGAGUACGAGUGCAAGGUGCGCAAUAGCGAGGGCGAACUGCAGACGGCCAAGGCCUUUCUCAACAUACAAUAUAAGGCCAAGGUGAUUUACGCCCCGCCGGAGGUUUUCCUGCCGUACGGCCAGCCCGCCGUGCUCGACUGCCACUUCCGGGCGAAUCCGCCGCUGAAGAAUUUGCGCUGGGAGAAGGACGGCCUGCUCUUCGACUCGUACAACGUGCCCGGGGUCUUCUACAAGAUGAACGGCAGCCUGUUCUUCGCCAAGGUGGACGAGAACCACGCCGGCAGCUACACCUGCACGCCCUACAACGACCUCGGCACGGACGGACCAUCGCCGGUCAUCAGCGUGAUUGUGCUCCGGCCGCCCAUCUUCAGCGUCACGCCCAAGGCCAUCUACAUCCAGAAGCUGGGCGAGGCCGCCGAGCUGCCCUGCGAAGCCAUCGACCGGGACGGAAACAAUCGGCCCUCCAUUGUCUGGAGCAGGAAGGACGGGCAGCCGCUGCCGGCGGACAGGUUCAGUCUCAGCGGCGGCAAUCUGACUAUCACGGGCUUGGUGGAGGAGGACCGUGGAAUAUACGAGUGCUCGGCGACCAACGAGGCGGCGACCAUUACGGCGGAGGCCGAGCUCAUGAUUGAGAACAUCGCGCCGCGGGCGCCGUACAAUCUCACGGCCAACAGCACGGAGACCUGCAUCACCAUACGCUGGCAGCCAGGAUACCUGCGCCCCAAUCUGGAGUACACUGUGUGGUAUCGACUCAUGGAAGCCCCCGAAUGGCGAACCCUGCGCGUGCUGGAUAAGAAGGUGAUGGAGGCGACCGUGCAGCAUCUACAGCCCGGAAAGGAGUACGAAUUCAUGGUGCUCAGCCAGGACAAAUACGGAGACGGCAUGUUCAGCAAGCAGUUCCGCUUCCAAACGCUACCCUCGCCCAUCAGAGCGGAUGACUUCGAUGCUCAGCAGCUGCAACACGAUCUGGGUCAGGUCACUGCCCCUGCCGGGGGACUGGGAGCUCCCUGGAAUCUCACUGCCAUUAGCAACCAGCAGGGCUGGCUCCUCCACUGGGAGCAUCCCGUCCAGGGAUUGGAGGGCCUGCGCCUGUACGCCGUUCGCUGGUGGAAGGAGCCGGAGCACUUCCUCAUCGGCCAUGCGGAGACCUUCGACAACUACUACCAGCUGCGCCACCUCAAGGAGGACACCCUGUUCAAGGUGCAGGUCCUGGCGGUGGGCACUGAGACGCAGCAAUCGGUGCCCAGCCACGAGCUCCUCAUCGACGUGCCAUCGCAGCGGAAAGUGCGGGCCCUGAUCAUCGGCAGUUCCGUGGGCGUGAUCUUCCUGCUCUGCGCCCUGUGCGCUUUUUUAUACGUGAAGCGGAGCUGCCUAAGGCACCUGUUCGCCAAGGAUAGCUCCGCCGGCGAGGAUGAGGACACCGCCGAGAGCGGCGACUGCGACAGCGACGAGCAGGAUCAGCGGGAUCGGGACAGCAUCAAGAUACGCCAGUCCACCUGAGGAUUGCUCCAGAUCCGCUGGCGAUUUGACAGCAACCAUGUUGGCCAGUGAAACUAAGAGAGGAUAGGAGGAGGAGGAAAUGGGAGGUUGUUCACCGUGCACCAGUCCGUGGAAAUCUGACUUUUAAUAUACGUCUAGCUGCUAUCUGUACCAUAAACUCUACUAAUUGUAACGCCAAGCUAACCGAAUUCGAGAACCAAAUAAAACAAACAGAAACAUA
This is a messenger RNA of Drosophila erecta, 2763 nucleotides long. It is a transcript of the gene bdl, whose product is annotated as protein borderless. The record is from RefSeq and is a predicted model, not a curated record. NCBI's taxonomy places the organism in Eukaryota, Metazoa, Arthropoda, Insecta, Diptera, Drosophilidae. The coding region runs from base 384 to 2543 and encodes 719 amino acids. The transcript has 6 exons. Gene Ontology annotation, molecular function: protein binding.